AUGCUUUCCGGAGUGUUAUUAUGGGUGCUUUUAUUGGUCACAUCCGUCAGUGGCCAGGUUCACGUCUAUGUGGACACCGGAACAAGAGAAUGUUUCACUCGAGAUCUUAGCACAGAAUCUGUGCUUCUUGGGUCCUACAAGAUUGAAAUUCUAGACGAACAAGGGAUUUACAGUGUUCCGCGUGACAAAGCCAAUACUGGUGUAAUUGUCGAUGUGGAAGAGGUGUUUGCCUCGAAUAAUCGCGUGAUUCACCAAAGAGGCUCAUCUUCUGGUAAGUUUCUGUUCAGCGCUCUAGAGCUGGGGUCUCACCGUAUCUGCUUGACUCCUAAGCUGUUUUACAAAAGAAAGUGGAAAGGAGACGACCCCAUAGAGCUUGAAGAGUCCAGAUUCAAGCGAGCCAGGGUGACGCUCGACUUCUUUAUCGGUGACGCAAAGAAUGUUCUUGCAAAAGAUCACACAGAAAUAGAGGAAUUGACCUCAAGAAUUGCAUCGUUGAUUGACAAAAUCACGUACAUAAAGCAAGAGCAGGGUUUCAUCAGGGCCAAAGAGGCCACCUUCAGAGAUUUGCUGGAAAAGGCAUGUGAGAGGGUAGUCUCAUGGCUGAUUUUACAGAUUGCAAUUGUUGGUUUGACCUUCCUUUACCAGCUGUGGACCUUACUACGGUUCCACAUGAAGAGGAAAGUUCAUAUCGAUUGA
Molecule: messenger RNA, 696 nt
Organism: Candidozyma pseudohaemuli
Lineage: Eukaryota; Fungi; Ascomycota; Pichiomycetes; Serinales; Metschnikowiaceae
Product: p24 family protein
Exons: 1
Coding region: 1-696 (231 amino acids)
Biological process (GO): Golgi organization; intracellular protein transport; endoplasmic reticulum to Golgi vesicle-mediated transport
Cellular component (GO): endoplasmic reticulum-Golgi intermediate compartment; endoplasmic reticulum; COPII-coated ER to Golgi transport vesicle
Source: RefSeq, a predicted model, not a curated record